AUGCAGUCAGCCAUCCAGUCGGUCACGCACAACUUGCCGCUUUUCCUACAGAAGCCCGUCAUCGGGUUGAUCGGUCAAGAGUGCUAUACAACGCUCAUCUACAAUGUCGAUUUCAGCUCGACACACUGCGUCAAGUAUGCCAUAUCGAAAGGGCUUGGACUGGGAAUCGUCGUGUUCGGAAGCAUCAUGAAGGUGCCGCAGAUCCUCAACAUUGUCAAUGGACGGAGCGCACGUGGCAUCUCCCUGUCGAUGUAUACACUCGAGGUUGUGGCCUAUACCAUCUCGCUAGCCUACGCCGUUCGAUCGCGUCUUCCUUUCUCGACCUACGGCGAGAACCUGAGCUUGACAGUUCAAAACAUGAUCAUAUUGCUGCUCGUGAUUGCUUACACGCCAGACCACCGAAGUGGUCGUGUCGAACCGUCAGCGCGUUCCAACACGAUUACGAUUGCAGCAGCGUUGAUGGGCAUCGGCUCUCUGGCUUUAGCAACGCCAGCAGUGAUUUCAGCAUCGACCUUGACAUUCCUGCAGGCAUGCACCAUUCCGAUCUCGCUCGCAUCCAAGGUGCCGCAGAUGGCCGAGCUCUACAAAGAUAAGAGCCGAGGUCAGCUCAGCAGCAUCGUUGUGUUUGCCCAGCUGCUUGGUACCAUUGCGAGGGUGUUUACCACCAUGACCGAGACGGACGACAAGCUGCUGCUCUACGGAUUCGGACUGGCAACGCUGUUUAAUGCCGCCAUCGCAGCGCAAGUGGUGUACUACUGGAACGGCGACAAGGCUCUGGCGGAAGAAAAGAAGCGCGAUGGCGAAAAGAUUGGGCUAUACUCGACGUCAUCUAGUGUAGCGCCUUCUUUUGAGCCUUUUUCGGUCAGCACUCAUGGCCCAUCCAAGACCACCAGCAGAAAGAUCGACUGA
Molecule: messenger RNA, 909 nt
Organism: Mycosarcoma maydis (corn smut)
Lineage: Eukaryota; Fungi; Basidiomycota; Ustilaginomycetes; Ustilaginales
Exons: 1
Coding region: 1-909 (302 amino acids)
Source: RefSeq, a predicted model, not a curated record